UUGGGUAGAGAUUGGGCGCGCUGCAUUACCCACAAUGCAUUAGAUCUUCCAAGUCGCCAUAUUUAUUGGAGUCCGUUGAAGAAGUUACUGCUAAUUUACAGAUUCAAGAAAUAAUUAAGCCCGUAUUUCAGUGAUAUGGAAAUUCAUCCAUUUGCCCUGCAGCAAGGGCAGUAUGGGGUGUAUCAGGGCAAUAUUGGGGCUAUAGGUAUGGUUGCUGGUCAGUUCAACAAUGUUGGAGAGGAGUAUGAAGAGGGUGAAUACAUCAAUGAAAAUUAUGGCUAUGAAGAAGGUGGAUAUGACCUUCUUCCAGGUCACCUUGGACAAAGACAGGAAAACACAGAAAGUCAGGCAGACUAUGAUAGGGAAAGAGAGAGGGACAGAUCCAGAAGGCGUGAUAGAGAUAGAGAUGGUCGUCGUAGAGAUGAGCGGAGAUCAUCACGUGAUCGUGACAGGACUCGUAGGCGAGACAGAGAUAGAGACCGCGACCGUGAUAGAGGACGAGAUAGGCGAGAAAGAGAACGGAGCUCAAACAGAUCAUCAGACGAUGAUAGGGAUUCUGACAGUCGUGAUGGUUACCACAGAUCAGAUCAGAGAGAGGACAGGGCUGGGGAGAAAUGGAUGACGGAUACACCAACAAAUACAGUCCUGCUGCGAAAUCUGCCACCACAGGUGGAAGAAAAAGAUAUCCGGGCAGAGUUGAUGAUGUUUGGGGCACCAGUACGAGAUGUACGUCUGAUGAGAAGAAGUACAGGUACCUCCCGGGGCUUUGCAUUCGUGGAGUUUCAGAGUGUGGGAGAUGCCCAGCGGUGGAUGGAUCAUUAUCAGGGUGUUCUGAACAUCCAGAAUCAUUAUUCUGCGACGAUGCACUACAGCACCCCAAAGACAGGGCCAGAAAAGGGACCCAUCCAUAAAACAGACUGGACGUGUAGCAAGUGUGGCGUCCAUAAUUUCAAGAGAAGGGAUCACUGUUUCAAGUGCAAUUUGUCGCGAGAAGAAUCGGAGAGGAAACAGGAAGGAGACGGAUUUGAUCAGGUCGGCACAAAUCCUUGUAACACCCUGAUAUUAAGAGGUUUGGAUGCACUUACCACAGAAGAUAACAUCGUUCAUGUGAUGAGUCAGAUCACGAGGUUCCAACUUAAGAAUGUUCAGAUCAUCCGAGAUGAUGCUACAAACACCUCAAAAGGGUUUGGUUUUAUGGAGUUGGGCACCGUGGCUGAGGCGUCACAGCUUUUGGAUCAGUUCAAUAAUCGCUUACCUCUGGAGGUGGAUGGGAAACAGCUUUUGGUGAAUUACGCCAAAAACACAUUCUCUACUGUGAUGGCUACUUUAAAUGCUGCUGCCAGCCAGUUUGUUGCGGCACAGGGUCAGAGUUGGGACUACGAUCAGGCCAACCAACAGGGUUACUAUGACCAAAGUUAUUACCAGGGCACUGAUUACAACCAGGCAGCUUAUGCUCAAUAUUAUGAAGGAACACAGACUGAUUCAACUAAUGCGGCGGCAGCUGUAGCCCAGGCAGCCAUUAACAAAUCUCUAGCAGCCAAACAACCACAGCAGAAGAAGGGUCAGGCAAAGGACCAGCAACAACAACAACCGGCAGCUCAAGAACAAAAUGCCACACAGGAGUUCCCUAAAUACCCUCCCCCUGAUGUAUCUACCUACCAGUAUGAGGAGACCUCUGGGUACUACUAUGAUCCAUUGACGACUCUGUACUAUGAUGCCAACUCCCAGUACUACUACAAUGCUCAGACUGGACAGUUUAUGUAUUGGGAUGCAGAGAAGUCAACUUACCUACCUGCCCCCUCCAACCAGAUCCCAGGGGCAGAGGGAGAGGUUCCAACUGACAAAAAGAGAAAAGAAGACAAAAAGGAGAAGAGCAAGAUGGCCAAGAAAAUUGCAAAGGACAUGGAAAAAUGGGCUCAAACAAUGAAUAAACAGAAAGAAGCCAUGAAAGGAUUCAAUGCAGCAUUGAAAGCCAUGAAUGGUCCAAAUGAGAGGAAAGAAUCGGCCACUGCUGAUGCAGGCUAUGCCAUUCUGGAAAAAAGUGCUAAAGGAGGAUUGGAGGAUAAGAAAUUAAUGCCACCACCAACGGCAGGGGGUAACUCUCCAAGUCGAGCUGCAGUUGGUGCCAAGCCUGGUUUGGUGGCGUCCUACGGAGGGGACAGCGAUGACGAGGAGCAGGGGGAGGAAGACUCGGGAAUUCUAGACGAGAGUAAACUGACUGACUGGAACAAGCUGGCUUGUCUCCUGUGUAAACGUCAGUUCCAGACCAAGGAGAUCCUCGUAAAACACCAGCAGAUGUCGGACCUCCACAAGCAAAAUUUAGAGAAUUUAAUAAAAUCAAAAGCUGCAUCGGGUGGUGAUUCUGGUCACUUUCAGUAUCGAGAUCGAGCUAAAGAACGCAGAGAUAAGUAUGGGAUUCCGCCCCCUCCAGAACCCAGACACAAGAGACCCGACCUGCCUGUUCCAUUUGAGCAGCCCACCAAGUCUGGUAUUGGUGGAGAUAACAUAGGUAACAAACUGCUCCAGAAGAUGGGCUGGCAGGCAGGGAAAGGGCUCGGGAAGUCCGGGCAGGGCAUCGUGAACCCUAUAGAGGCAGAGAGGCGAGCUCAAGCAGCUGGACUUGGAAUGAGGGGAGCUAACUAUGGUACAACAUCCGGUGAUGACUACAGGGAGUCGGUAAAGAAGACCAUGUUUGCAAGAUAUCAUGAAAUUGACUCCUGAUUCUCAGAAACUCUCUAGAAUGUGUGUGUAAGAGAUGUGUGAUUAAGUUGUGAGGAACAGUGUGAUUAAUUAUAUACACUAAGACAUGGUUUUAAGAAUCGUGUUACGCAGAUGUUUGAAUGUUUUUUACGUGUUCAAAUUUAUUAUAGGAUGUCGUGAUGAAAAUCAUUCUGACACUUAUAAUGUCUUUGUUUUAAAUCGAGGUAUCUCUCAGCUAACGAAAGGAUUCUGUGUUUUAAAAUUGUAAAUAUGUACAUAAAAUACAUGACAUGAAAGAUGA
Molecule: messenger RNA, 3001 nt
Organism: Ostrea edulis (European flat oyster)
Lineage: Eukaryota; Metazoa; Mollusca; Bivalvia; Ostreida; Ostreidae
Product: RNA-binding protein 5-like
Exons: 22
Coding region: 136-2721 (861 amino acids)
Biological process (GO): mRNA splicing, via spliceosome
Cellular component (GO): nucleus
Molecular function (GO): RNA binding
Source: RefSeq, a predicted model, not a curated record